Molecule: messenger RNA, 1077 nt
Organism: Penicillium pulvis
Lineage: Eukaryota; Fungi; Ascomycota; Eurotiomycetes; Eurotiales; Aspergillaceae
Exons: 2
Coding region: 1-1077 (358 amino acids)
Source: RefSeq, a predicted model, not a curated record
AUGACGGCCGCUUCUGCCAACUUCGGUCCUUUAACGACUACAUUUACGCCCCUGCCUGAUUGUUUCACCGAACAAUGGAUUAGACACAAUACCAAUUCGACCGUCCUAGCAUGGGGUCCGACCUGUGAUGGCGGAAAGAUUGGAUACGCAUCAUCUUGCUAUCCUACCGGGUGGUCAGGCUCCAAAUCUGACGACAGUAACCUCAACUACAAGGGGUUUUCACCGGGGCUGAUCUGUCCGUAUGGAUUUACAGCGUCGUUUUCCGCAAGCCAUAUCCAUCAAACGAAGUCUUUUCUUCUUUCGGAAUAUUUGACUAGUCUUGGGAAAGAUGAUAUUGCUAGUGUCUGCUGCCCUUCAAAUUAUAGCUUCAACGGCGAUCUCUGCACCAGCAAUGCCUACACCCUAGCUGCCCGCCCUAUCCUCACAGUCACGAACAGCCAAUGCACCACAAUGACAGCAGCCGAUUACAACGGCGGAAUUGGGACAAAAGGCAAAUCCGGUGACGCGACCUUCCAAGCAAUGCCCGUAAUCCUAAUCCGCAACACCAUAUCUGAUGCUAUUCCUUCCUCAACAAGCAGCAGCUCCUCAGACAACAGUGGUAGUGGCGGAUUAUCCACAGGCGCCAAAAUUGCUAUUGGAGUCUGCGUUCCCGUUGCAAUUAUCAUCGCUGCUGCGAUUGCGUUUGUACUAUGGCAUCGACGUCGGAAGCGUGCCAGGGGGGCUGGUGCGGGCUCUGAGAGCGUGCUGCAAAAUCCUACAGAACCGGACCCCUAUCAUGGGAAACCGGAGUUGGAUGGUGGUGUCACUACUAUGAGGAGGUCGCAGGAGAAGCUGGAGAUGGAUGCGGGGGAACAAGGUGUUUGGAAAGAUCCUGGUCUUGCUGAGCUGCCCGAAGUUGCGCCGGUGGAGCUACCGGCACAGCAGAGUCCUACCUCGCCGCAGGAGUUGGCGGGAGAUGUAAAUGGGAUUGGGGCUGUGAGCAAAGCAGGGAGUCCGACGACGGGAGGAAAGAUAAGUGAGAAGGCUGAUGGUGAGCUGGAACCUCCAAAGGACUCGCACACUGACGGCCAUGAUUAA